Messenger RNA from Salvia miltiorrhiza (redroot sage), 1755 nucleotides. RefSeq names its product protein MANNAN SYNTHESIS-RELATED 2-like. Lineage: Eukaryota; Viridiplantae; Streptophyta; Magnoliopsida; Lamiales; Lamiaceae. The record is from RefSeq and is a predicted model, not a curated record. The transcript is spliced from 5 exons. Bases 612 to 1610 code for a protein of 332 amino acids.
UUUGUUAUUAUUCUAUUUUUUUCUGCAUUUUUAAAUAAUUACAGAUAUAACUAAACAUCUACUCCUUCAAAUUAAUCCAUAAACCUUUUUCUGUAAUAUCCAACAAUUUCAUUUUUCAAAUUAACAAACAAUAAUCUAGAUAUGGUUUUUGGUAGUUAGUAAAUUAUUUAACAACGAAACCAAAAGUAGUACAUAGUGUAUGUCCACUGUAGACUAAAAGUAGAGAAAGAGAAGGGGUAAUUUAAUUUGUACACUGUGCAGCACAGCACGCACAUAGUUGAUGGUUAAAAUCGUAGGCCGAAAUUUCAAGUUCUAAUUGUUUCGGAAGCGACACUAGAUCUUAUAAACUAAAUUUUAUGACAAGAUAUCAAAUUACUUUUCAUAUAACAUUCCACCUUCAAAAAACAUUCCACCAUAGUUUUAUUAUUUAGAAGAAGAUGCUAAUUACUGUUACUAAUGUCCAAGUUUUGGUAUAUAACUAAAUUGGACAAUUAUAUAUUUUGUUUUUCAAGGAACCUUAUCCGGAACGAACAAUUGUGCAAUACAACUCUCUCAAAGUGUCUAAACUAACUGGAAUCAGUGAUGCCCUUUGGAGUCCAAACAAUGAAGCCAUGCAACCAUGCUGGAACAGACCCUCAUUUCUAUUCAAAGAGAGAAAACAACCCAAUAAUGGUUACAUCUUUUUCACAUUGAGUCGUGCACCAGAAUAUCAUGCCACACAGGUAGCAAAUGCUGUGGCGGUGGCCACUCAACUAGGUGCACAACUUGCAAUUCCAGACAUCCGAGGAUCCAAUUCUCGACACAAACUGCAGUUUGGCGAAAUUUAUGAUGUGGAGACGUUUGUGAGAAGCCUGAAAGGAGUAGUCCAAGUCGACAAGAAUCCGGCUGCACAAUUAUCAAACAUGAAGCUCCAUAUCGUGAGCGUUCCUGAUGGAGUUUCAGAGGAUUUCAUAGCUUCAAAAAUCAGCCCCAUUUUUCGCAGCAAACGAAAACUGAAGAUAGUUACUCACUUCAACUCAUCAAAGGGGAAACUAGACGAGUCAUCAGCUGCAUAUCAAUGCAUAGCAAUGUUUGAGAGCCUCAAACUGCACCCAGAUUUGCAGCAACUAGUGGACUCCAUGGUCGCAACACUGCGAAGCUUCAGCCACAAACGCGGCCACUACAUUGCAGUGGACUUGAGGGUUGAUGAUUCAUUGUGCCAGGCGAGCAAACAUUGCUACAACGUUCAAGAGAUCGGAGAAUUUCUUAGGAAAAUCGGUGUUGAGAGAGAGACGAGUAUAUACUUGAGUCAGACUGGAUGGAGCAGCGGUCUUGGUGAGUUCAGGGAUGUCUUCCCCAACACAUUCACUAAGGAUGCAAUAAUGGCCGUUGAUCAGAAGGCUAGGUUCAUGGACUACGAGAAGAUCAUCGACUUUUACAUAUGUACAGAGAGCGACAUCUUCGUGCCAUCGUUCCCAGGCAGAUUCUACAGCAUUGUGGUGGGGAAGAGAAUUGCUAAAGGCAGAUCACAGAUCCUUGUUCCAGCCAAAAACACUUCAGCUACAGCAACGCAUUAUGUGUCUCCCUAUAUAGCAAAGAGGAGCCAUUUUGCAUAUUCAUGCUUCUGCUGAAAACUUUCCUCUCUCAGUAAUGUACAUCUGUUGCUACGUUUUUGAAGAUAGUUCAAAACCAACAAAUGAUUGAUUGAUACAAGUACAAGAUUAUCACAAUCAAAGUGUGAAAUACCGUACAUUGUGGUAAAAAUAUCAAAUCAAA